Frankliniella occidentalis (western flower thrips) is the source of this 1354-nucleotide messenger RNA. RefSeq names its product protein BCAP. Gene Ontology annotation, biological process: regulation of cilium assembly. The record is from RefSeq and is a predicted model, not a curated record. The transcript has 6 exons. Gene Ontology annotation, cellular component: centrosome. Lineage: Eukaryota; Metazoa; Arthropoda; Insecta; Thysanoptera; Thripidae. The coding region runs from base 266 to 1231 and encodes 321 amino acids.
UGUACGUAGGGAGGGUCGACAAGAUUCUUCGCUUUCGGCUUUCGCUUUCGGCUCUCGUGUUCCGCAACUAGGAUUAUCUAAUACAGCUUCAGAUUGUUCUGGUUUCCAUGAUGAUGACGUGCUAAAAAUAGUUACGAAAAUAGUUUUUCUUAGAGUCAAUUACGAACACAAUAACACGCCCUGUCUCUGGAAUUACCCAUCUUCGGAACUUAAAUACUGUAGAAGUGAAAUUGGGCGACUUGUAUUUUAAUUACAAUGAGUGCAGAUGGCGGGGUCCAGGGACGCCGCGGUGGAACAGCAGCAAAUGCUGGGCGUGCUUCGCCAGAAAUAUGACGAGGCUCAGGACGAGCUGGAGGAGAUGCGCGCGCUCAUCGAGGACCAGGCGGGCCACCUCGAAGGCUACCGGAACAAGUACCUCAUGGCGCAGCAGCAAGUUGAAGAGCAGCGGCGACAAAUGGAACAGGUGGAGGCCGAGCAGGACCGGAUUACGGAGCAGGUGCAAGCGGAGCUUCACCGCGUCAAGAACGAGUUCGAAGAGAGGCUGCAGGAGCUUGCGCCCCUGCCAGACAUCCUGAAGGCGACGCAGUCCAAAAUGCACGAGGAGAAGCAGCUGCGGUUGAUUGCGGAGCACAACUGUGCCGACCUCAACCACGAGCUGGCCACCGUCCUGGAGAGACUGGCGGACAACGACAAGGGGAUGGGCGCCCUCCGCGCGCAGCAGCAGUCCUGGAUGGACGAGCGGCAGUCGCUGAUCUCGCACGUCGACGCCUACGAGAGGAAGUGCAACAAGCUCAAGGAGGACAUCAAGUGGUACAAGCAGGGCAUGGAGCAGCUGGAGCAGUCGAGCGCCAACAGCGACAAGCUGUACGAGGACACGGUGCUGGAGCUGGGCAAGGUGCGCGGCGAGCUGGAGGCCGCGCGGGAGCAGGCGGCGCGGCAGGCGACGCGGCAGCGCGACCAGGUGGAGACCAUGCGGCGCUCCUUCCAGACGCAGAUCGGCGAGCUGGAGAAGGAGCUGGCCGCCAGCCGAGCCAGCGCGAGCGCGGCCCACAAGGAGAAGGAGGAAAUCCAGCAGCGGCUCCAGACGGAGGUGUCCAACAUGAGCCAGAGCUUUAAGCAGGCGCAGGACCGCAUCAAAAACCUCAAGUCUGUAGUCGAUUUCCUAAAAGACAGCGUUAUCAACAUUGAAAAAGCUCCCAAUGAACUGGACUGCUUGCAGCCUAAUAACUAGUGGGCCUAUGCCUGACUGGAUGCUCAUGUAUUUUAUCUAAGUUAGUGUUUUGUGACCGUUUGUGUAUGUAAAUACCUUUGUUCGGCUUCUAUAGAUCAGGAUAAAAUAAAACACGUUAAACUG